Molecule: messenger RNA, 983 nt
Organism: Radiomyces spectabilis
Lineage: Eukaryota; Fungi; Mucoromycota; Mucoromycetes; Mucorales; Radiomycetaceae
Exons: 1
Coding region: 405-803 (132 amino acids)
Source: RefSeq, a predicted model, not a curated record
CGCAGAUCUUCUAUUGUUCAUUUCGAUCUGAUGACUCCAAUGGAACAUGCUGCUUCGUCUGUAUUUCGAAGGAUGCCAAAUAAGUAAAUACAUUUUUGCCCAAUUUAACUUCUACUUACUGAUAUGCUCCGAUAUCGAGAAAACGUGUCUAUCUCGUUCCUCAGGCAUAUGUAGAUUUUCAUUUGAAUCUACCGUUGUUAUAACAGAUCGUAAACCUAUUGAUGCUGAUAUUCAUAAGUUAAAAGUCUUGAUGUAUUUCCAUUGAUAGCGAAGUUUACCUGGAUCUAUGCCAAUGAUUCUUGCAUUGGGGUCAAGUCCAGUUGGUUCUUUCUUCAAGUGGUAUAAACCACUACGCCAACCAGUCAUGUCCGGCUCACGCGGAAGGAAAUCAAAUUCUCUCUUCGAUGAAGGGAAUGGGACUGCCAUUUACAAGAUACACAAAUCACCUUACCAAGGAAUGCUCUCUGGUCGUCAUUGUUUCGAAUUGGAUGAAGAGCACUCUUGCUCAACAAAGAUUGGACGCUGAACAACAGCCCAAGUUUGCUUGCGCCCAAGUACUGAGUGGCUCAAUACUCAAGAAUGUUAUUAAGAGUGAUACUAUUCUGGUGAAUGCGGUAGAGGCCUAUGGUCGGACGAAAUCGGUAGAUGCCCACCGCCAGCUGUCUACUUCGGGCUCCUCAAUUCUCACAGCCAGUCCGAAGUAUCGACAUAUGGCCAUGUAUUCAAACCACCAGAGAUGGUUCCAAGCUGGUGGUUGGAACGCAAAUGUGCGACUGCUUGGGCACGUCAGCCGUCCGACUUGAUCAAAAAGAAGAACCCAAAGUGGGACCAUUGUCUUUUUACUUUGCUGCAUCUCCACAGUAUACCAAGAUUGUUAUCGACCAAGACAGCGGGAUGAAAGCCCCGGAGAUCGAGUCAAAUGCAUCGACACGGUCAGUCGAGCCUUACAAUGCGGUUGGCCAAGCAAGACAGUUGGACAAAAG